CAGAGCCGCCAAGAUGACGGACCGCUCCACUUUCGACACCAAUGUCAUCACCAUGACCCGCUUUGUAAUGGAAGAGGGCAGGCGAGCGAAAGGCACUGGGGAGUUCACGCAGCUCCUCAACUCCCUCUGCACAGCCAUCAAAGCCAUCUCCACCGCCGUCCGUAAAGCGGGCAUCGCCAACCUCUAUGGAAUUGCUGGGUCUACCAAUGUGACAGGAGAUCAAGUAAAGAAACUGGAUAUUCUUUCCAAUGACCUGGUGAUUAACAUGCUCAAGUCGUCCUUCAGUACAUGUGUUAUUGUGUCAGAAGAAAACAAAGAUGCUGUGAUAGUGGAAGCUGAAAAAAGGGGUAAAUACGUAGUCUGCAUAGACCCUCUAGAUGGAUCUUCAAACAUUGACUGUCUUGUUUCCAUUGGGACCAUCUUUGGCAUCUACAAAAAGGUGUCCCCCGAUGAACCUUCUGCGAAAGAUGCUUUACAGCCUGGGCGUAAUCUUGUGGCAGCUGGUUAUGCUCUCUACGGGAGUGCCACAAUGCUGGUACUGGCUACUUCUGCUGGAGGUGUCAACUGUUUUAUGCUGGAUCCGGCUAUCGGGGAAUUCAUUUUGGUGGACAGGGAUGUGAAAAUCAAAAAGAAGGGAAAUAUCUACAGUCUCAACGAAGGCUAUGCUAAAUACUUUGAUCCUGUAAUCACUGAAUAUAUCAAAAAGAAGAAAUUCCCUGAGGAUGGCAGCUCACCGUAUGGUGGGAGGUACAUUGGAUCUAUGGUGGCUGAUGUGCAUCGCACAUUGGUGUAUGGAGGAAUCUUUCUGUAUCCUGCUAACUCCAAAAGUCCCAAAGGAAAGCUGAGGCUGCUCUAUGAAUGCAAUCCUAUGGCUUUUGUUAUUGAGAAGGCUGGGGGAAUAGCAACAACUGGGCACCAAGCAAUACUGGAUAUAAUGCCUGAGGACAUCCACCAAAGAAUGCCUGUUAUCUUGGGAUCUCCUGAUGAUGUGAAGGAAUACCUUGAGAUAGUCAAGAAGCAUUCAUCUAAGUAAAGAAUGCUUACUGAAGUCAUUGUGUGGAUGGGAAGAAAUGCCUUACAGCUGGACCAAAGAGCCACCUGCAGUACUGCAAGAUGGAACUGCCUGAUCUCUGUAGCAAAAGAGAAAAUGAACCAUAUUUUCCUACCAUUUAUUUUUUAAAUUAAUAUUGUGCAAAGAAAGGCAUUAAAAGAGUUGCAUUAAAGGGAGAGUUAGAAGUAAAACCAAGGGGAAAAUAUGUUUGCUUUAUCAUGUGAUUACAAAAAAGACACUGUGCUAUACAAGGAAAUACUGUGUUGAAUUCAGUAAUUAGGGAAAGACUCAGCUUUCUUAGACAAGCUGCAGCCUAUCACUAGAAUGUCUGACUCGGUCCUCUUCUAAAAGUCGUGUAGGGAUGGCUCAGCAGCCUCUUAUAGUGAGUGGCUCUUCCUAGACCAGUUUCCAGUUCUUUGGGGAUAAAUAUAAAUGCUUCACAUGUUGUUUCUAGGCUCCAGAAGCUACUUAAUGUACUUCAUGUUUGGCUUACUCUUACUAAGAAUUAACACUUGUGAAAUACCUCUGUUAGUGUUUGUUAAUUCUAACACAUACUGUUAAUGUUGGAAAUUGGCUAUCAGAUUCAGUUACACAAGGAUAGAAGUGACAUUUUGAAGGUGGAUUUUGAACUGUGUAAGGUGCUUAUGUAAACCACUUUGUACCAUUUUGCUGUGAAAUUAGAAAGGAAUUAGAAAUUGCCAGAAAUUAGCCUGCUUGCUUGAUUAAAAAGUGAACCUAUAUGUUACUAGCAA
Molecule: messenger RNA, 1803 nt
Organism: Pogoniulus pusillus (Red-fronted tinkerbird)
Lineage: Eukaryota; Metazoa; Chordata; Aves; Piciformes; Lybiidae
Product: fructose-1,6-bisphosphatase 1
Exons: 7
Coding region: 14-1033 (339 amino acids)
Biological process (GO): fructose 1,6-bisphosphate metabolic process; fructose 6-phosphate metabolic process; gluconeogenesis
Cellular component (GO): cytoplasm; cytosol
Molecular function (GO): fructose 1,6-bisphosphate 1-phosphatase activity
Source: RefSeq, a predicted model, not a curated record